CGGGCUCUCGGAUCUCUACAUCCUGAUCUGAACACGGAAAAGCUUAAAUAAACAGUUUAAUUACACCGCGCAGCUCGGGUACGAGUCUCACUGAGCCAGGAGAUUUAGGAGACCGGAAAAAGGUAAACGUGUUUAGUGAAAGAGGAGAGAAGAACCCGAGAUAAGAUAAGAUAACGCGUCGUGUUUGUGUCGUAAGGCUCGGCUCGCUAAAUGUCCGCCACCGGCGCUUCUCCCGCCGCCUCCCCGGGCUCGCGACUCUCCGCUCCGGCCGCGGGCAUGUCGGUGUUCCGCUGGCUGGAGGUUCUGGAGAAGGAGUUCGAUAAGGCGUUCGUGGAUGUGGAUCUGCUGCUGGGGGAGAUCGACCCGGACCAGGCCGACAUCACGUACGAAGGCCGGCAGAAGAUGACCAGCCUGAGCUCGUGUUUCGCUCAGCUCUGCCAUAAAGCACAGACCGUCUUUCAGCUCAAUCAUAAACUCGAGGCUCAGCUGGUGGAUCUGAAGUCCGAGCUGACAGACGUGCAGGCGGAGAAGGUCGUGGUGGAGAAGGAGGUCCAUGAGCAGCUACUCCAGCUUCACGCUCUUCAGCUCCAGCUCCACGCCAAAGCGGGCCAGACCGUCGACUCCAGCUCCAUCAAAGACAGGAUGCCUGUUGCCUCCGUGGAGGACAUGGAGAAGGAACUGGAGGCCAGUAAGAAGGAGAAGGUGAAGGAGGUGAAGCUGGAAGCCGAGGUGAGGAUGCUGAAAAAGGAGAACGAGGCCCUGCGCAGACACAUCGCGGUCCUGCAGGCUGAGGUGUACGGAGCCAGACUGGCAGCCAAAUACCUGGACAAGGAGCUCGCUGGGAGGGUCCAGCAGAUUCAGUUAUUAGGUCGAGAUAUGAAGGGACCGGCGCAUGAUAAACUGUGGAACCAGCUGGAAGCUGAGAUUCAUUUGCACCGCCACAAAACGGUCAUCCGAGCCUGCAGAGGGCGCAAUGACCCAAAGAAGCCCUUGCCAUCACCUGCAGGACACGACCCAGAAUCUCUGAAGAAAACUCAAGGAGUCGGCCCUAUUCGCAAAGUGCUCCUGUCUAAAGAGGACCACGAGGGGCUCGGGAUCUCGAUCACAGGAGGCAAGGAGCAUGGAGUUCCCAUCCUGAUCUCGGAGAUCCACCCAGCACAGCCUGCAGAGCGAUGCGGGGGGCUGCAUGUGGGAGACGCCAUAUUAGCCGUCAACAACAUCAACCUAAGAGACGCCAAGCACAAGGAAGCAGUGACCAUCCUUUCUCAGCAGAGAGGCGAGAUCGAAUUCGAGGUGGUGUACGUGGCACCGGAGGUGGACUCAGAUGAUGAGAAUGUGGAGUACGAGGAUGAGACCGGGCAUCGUUAUCGGCUCUACCUGGACGAGCUGGAGGAGGGAACUGGCAGUAGCCAUGCCAAUGGCCCUGCUGAGUUGGCAUCAUCAUUACAAGUUGUGGAGAAACACCUGAUGGCGGACGGAGCCGAGAACGGCGACACGGGCAUCUCUAGCGAGAGUCCUUCUGAAGAGACGCCGUCCAAGACGGCUGAGUCUCCUCAGAACUCGUCCUGAAGAGCUGGGAGAGACAAGAGGGGCUCCGGACCCCCACUUACAGGGAGAAGCGCAGAAAGAGAGAGAGAGAGAGAUAAAGACUCCGGCUCUGUGACAUAGCUGUAACAUACCAAGAUGUGUGUGGGUUUUUUUUUUUUUUUUUUUUCUUUACAGACACACUUUCAGAGUCCACUGGAGAUCACACGAAAACAUGGAGAAGAAACGUGGAGAGGACAGUUUCUAACAUGGAAGUCGUACACAAGCAUGAUGUCUUCUAAAUUAACAUAAUUUACUCUGGUCAGGAAAAUGGCCGAGUGCGAUGUGUAUUUACAGAGAAACGCCUCCAGAUGGGAUGUGAUGGGUGGUCUUUUUUUGUUUUGUUUAUUUUUCCUAUUUUAUAUCAUUUGUGUGCAGAUACUGAUCCCCAGGAGAUAAAUUCGACCUGAGCACUGACACAGUAGUGGGAUAUAAAUCUAAAAUAAUUUUUUUUCUGUAAAUUAAUUGGAUAGAGAAAAGAGAUGAUGUUAGUAUAUAUAAUAAUCAUUAUUAAAUGUAAGGGUAACUCCACUUCAAAUCACCACCUGAAUGGGAGCCCAGGCAUGCAUAUUUACCAAUUUAUGUCCUGCUAAAACUAUUUAAAAAAUAUUUUUUUUAUUAUUAACAAAGGUACAAACCUGUUCAAGUCAAACCGGGACUUUUGAUUGUGCAAAAUAGCAGAACACAGUUAUGAGAGUAAAAACUACCCAUUUUCUUUACACUAAUGCACUUAUCCCAGCAUUUCACUCCUGUUGGGAUAUCAUUAAGGGAGAACGUUUUCCCAAGCCUUAAUCAGACUGCCGUCUUUUUUGAAUUCCUGCCCUCCCAGGAACUCCUUUUACAUUGGCCCAAAUGGCCCAAACUUAUGGAAAUGGCUUGUGGUCAGGUCGUGGCCAUCAAGUUCUUAUACUGUACAAGUGGUGUUCCUGAAUGAUAGUGUGUGUCUUCCGCGAGUUGGUGAUAAGUUAUCCGUUGGUUUUCAAGGAUCAGGUGUUCUAACGACUGACGAUCCAGGCCGAGGUGGCUGCAAUCGUUUCUGUGAGUCUCAUCACAUUACUUGAAGUUUUUCUAUAAAUGUUAAUCGGUCUUAUGCCUUCAUUCACCAGAUUCCUGGUUUGACUCGAACACUUAAUAUAAUAAAAAAAAUGUAUGAAAUGUGCCAUGCUUUACUUUAUUCCCUGAAUUGGUAUAUUUGCAGCUGUGGACAUUUACUUUUAGAAACUUGUACUAGACACAACAAUUCUUGUAUAUGUCGUUCAUCUAGCGUAUUUACUUAAAAUGUUAACUUUGCUGCAGUUUGUACAAUGGAGCCAAAACCCCAUUUUAAAGCUUCAGUAUCUUAAACUAACGGUCAGUCGGGUCGUCUCUGAUGAUUUCAGAUCGACUGACCCAUGAUUGAUUUUGUUGUUUUGUUUCAAUCAUGUCAUUUUGACGUCUUCCUUUUUUUUUUUUUUUUUUUUUUUGGAAAUGGUGUUGUUUCUUGUUGUAACACAGAAGGGUUGGUGGAAUGGUAUUAUUAUUCAGCCUAGAUAAUGUGGAUUUUUUUUUUUUGUGGUUUACUUUAAAUAUCAAUGGUAAGGGUUCUGCUAAAAGAAUACACAAUUUUAACAAGAUUAGACCUGUCCUUGCAAUAAGGUCUUUCUACUUUACCAUCAUAGGCAUUUCUGUUCCCAACUAAAAUCCAGAUUGUUUUGCAUAAGCAAAGUUGUUACAAUGAGAGAAUUGAUGAUCACAUCUGAGUGGCAUCUGGGGGCGGGGGACCUUCACCUAGUCAAAUUUUUAUGUCAGACAUUUUGAGGUCCAAAGAGAUUUAAACAUGUGCAUGUAUGUUUAUUGGCGGUGUUUUACUAUCCACCAUUGCUUUAGCUAGCUAGGUCAUAGACAACGUAAAACACACACACUGUCUGUCGCAGGAGGUUAACCAAGGCAAGGUGAGAAUGAAAAUAUGAACAUUUUCAAAUAAACAUUUUGCUUUUCUUAAAGCAUAAGCAUAAAAGUAGAAGAAACGGUUUGGAUUAAAACCAGAUUUAUGAUGUGGUCUGUUUUCCACAAAUGCACAUCUCUAUUUCGGAAAAUAUCUUAAAUAAAAAUUCUUAUAACAAAAUUAAUAA
Clarias gariepinus (North African catfish) is the source of this 3695-nucleotide messenger RNA. RefSeq names its product golgi-associated PDZ and coiled-coil motif containing (gene gopc). Bases 211 to 1569 code for a protein of 452 amino acids. Gene Ontology annotation, biological process: negative regulation of protein localization to cell surface. The transcript is spliced from 9 exons. Gene Ontology annotation, cellular component: membrane; Golgi apparatus; trans-Golgi network transport vesicle. Lineage: Eukaryota; Metazoa; Chordata; Actinopteri; Siluriformes; Clariidae. Gene Ontology annotation, molecular function: transmembrane transporter binding. The record is from RefSeq and is a predicted model, not a curated record.